GAAGUUUAUUUUGUUUAAUCUUAAAUGAAAUUACAGCGACCCCAUUUCAAACAUUUGGUCUGCAACUCUGUCCACGCCAACGCAAAUGGAAGGAAACCCCAACAUCGAACUCGUCAACUCGCUGCAAGCUCAAAUGGAAUCUCUCCGAGAAAGGAUAAACCAACUAGAGACCGAGAAUGCUAAGCUCUCUCGUCAGCUCUCCGUUUGCGUCUGCCAGAAGAUUGCAGUGAGUGAUAAAACUCCUGUAGACUGCAGUAGUUCAAUUGGGGAAAUGGAGAUGCUGAAAUUGGAUGAAAUCGGUUUGCUAAACAGAUCAAAAGAUAAAGAACCAGCUGCAGGCGGCAAUGCGAUGGCCUUGCAUCAUUUACCGAAGCGAUAUGUUGCUUUAAAAGUUAUGUAUUUUGGCCAGAGAUUUUACGGUUUUGCUUCAGAGGCACAGAUGGAUCCAACAAUAGAGUCAGAAAUUUUUAAGGCCCUUCACAAGACAAGGUUAGUAUCUGGUGAUAGGAAGGAAUUGCAAUACUCAAGAUGUGGCAGAACUGACAAGGGAGUCUCGUCUGUUGGCCAAGUAAUCUCUCUAUUUCUACGAUCAAAUCUUAAAAAAACACCAGCGAGCAACGGAUAUUCUGUAGAAAGCUUUGCUGAGGAAUCAUGUGAUGGAGAAAUAGAUUAUGUAAAGAUACUAAAUAGAGCUCUUCCUAAUGAUAUUAGAAUUAUUGGAUGGUCACCUGCUCGAACUGAUUUCAGUGCAAGGUUCAGUUGUUUGAGCAGGGAAUACAAGUACUUCUUUUGGAGAGAAAAUUUAAAUAUCAUGGCAAUGGAAAGUUCAGGAAAGAGAUUUAUUGGGGAACAUGAUUUCAGAAAUUUUUGUAAGAUGGAUGCAGCUAAUGUCCACAACUAUAGGCGGUACAUCACAUCAUUUGAGAUUUUCUCAUGCAAUGAAAGGUAUGGAGAUGAUGAGCUCUGGGCAAUGAAAAUCAAAGGUAGUGCUUUCCUGUGGCACCAGAUCCGAUGCAUGGUUGCUAUACUGUUUUUGAUUGGCCAAGGACUUGAAUCUUCUAAUGUGAUAGACGAGUUACUGGAUACUGAAAGAACAUCAAGGAAACCUCAAUACAAAAUGGCUCCUGAGAUUCCCCUGGUUCUUCAGUCUUGUGAAUUUGAUGGUCUCAAAUUUAAGUGUUCAUCAGAUGCUAGGCAAGCUCUACGUGCUCACUUGGAGAAGGAAUGUCGAAGUUAUAAACUUGAAGCAGCAAUCUUUCAUGAGGGCUUGCUAAGUUGUUCAACUACCUUCUCUGAUUCCACUCAGCUAAACAUUACAACAAAGAAGAAGGGGCCCACUCACAUUCCACUCAUGUCGCGACCAACUGAGCCCUCUUAUGAAGAACGACGUGCUAAACUGGCUGCUGCUAGAUCAAACAAUUACAAUUGACGCAACACUAUAACCGCAAAAAAGUUUUCAAGUUAUAUAUAUAUAUUACCUUGAUCAUUUGUUUGGCAUGUUAUAUAUAUAUUUUUUAUUCAUACUGAAAUAUUACGCCAUAUUCGAAUUAUGUUGAGAAAAGUAACAUUUUAUGUUGAA
Messenger RNA from Salvia miltiorrhiza (redroot sage), 1579 nucleotides. RefSeq lists its product as uncharacterized. The transcript is spliced from 15 exons. Gene Ontology annotation, cellular component: nucleus; cytoplasm. Lineage: Eukaryota; Viridiplantae; Streptophyta; Magnoliopsida; Lamiales; Lamiaceae. Gene Ontology annotation, biological process: mRNA pseudouridine synthesis; tRNA pseudouridine synthesis. Gene Ontology annotation, molecular function: pseudouridine synthase activity; RNA binding. The coding region runs from base 86 to 1429 and encodes 447 amino acids. The record is from RefSeq and is a predicted model, not a curated record.